CUCCUGUUCUUCUCGGCGCCGACUUUCGUAACAACGUACGCGCUUCGAAGGGAGCGAAAAACCCUUUAGAUCCAUCGUAGGGUUUUUGUUCCAUCCCAUGCGCGGUCUUCGAAGUGGGGGAGGGAGAGAGAUACAUGGCGGAGAGGUCGAAGCAGUGGCUCUUGGUCGGGACGGGCGCUCUCUUCGGCUCCCUUUCCACCGUGGCUCUCCUCAGGCUCUUCUCCAGAUGGGCUGGGAAGCGACAAGUAAAAGGUCUUUUGACCAGCUGUUCAGUAAUUUCUGAUUGGAACGGAAAAGAAAAAUUAUUUGGAAGAUGCGGAACCAGAUACAAUGGUGCACCAGAUGGUUUGGUUUAUUCAGACCUUUUAAAAGAUGAGGUUGUAUCUGAACAACUUACAAGGAAUAUUCAAUUCUUUGGAAUGGAGUCACAGCAAAAAGUGACUGAAUCAUAUGUUGUAGUCAUCGGUCUUGGAGGAGUGGGUAGUCAUGCUGCUUCUAUGCUUUUGAGAUCUGGGGUUGGCAGGCUCCUCCUUGUGGACUUUGAUCAGGUAUCACUCUCAUCACUAAAUCGACAUGCUGUGGCCACGAGAGAUGAUGUUGGGACCCCAAAAGCUCUAUGCCUGCAAAAGCAUUUUUCAGCAAUAUUUCCAGAAUGCCAUGUGGAAGCAAGAGUGCAGCUGUAUGAUGCAUCAUCAGAGGAGGAAAUUCUUUCUGGCCGGCCUGAUUUUGUUCUUGAUUGCAUAGAUAACAUUGACACGAAGGUGGCACUUCUUGCUGCAUGUGUACGUAGAGGUUUGAGGGUGCUUUCUGCAAUGGGGGCAGGUGCCAGAGCUGAUCCAACACGAAUUCGUGUUGCAGAUUUAAGGGAAUCAAGCAUUGAUCCUCUCUCUCGAUCAGUAAGGCAUCGACUAAGAAAGGACUAUGGGAUAGAGGGUGGAAUCCCUGUAGUUUUUUCCCUUGAAAAACCCAAGGUAAAGCUGCUUCCAUUUAAAGGUUUAACUGGAGAAGAAGAAAAUCCUUCAGAUUAUCAGAUAGUGCCAGGUUUCAGGGUUCGCAUCAUACCUGUUUUGGGAACUAUCCCUGCAAUUUUUGGGCAAGUAAUGGCCUCCUAUGUUGCGACUCAACUAGCAGGAUUGUGUGUUCAGACGGAACCAGUGGUCAAUUUGGAUCUAGAUCACUAUCGAAUUCUUCAUCAACGCCUUCUUGAGCAUGAGGAGUUAAUAUAUGGCUCAGCCGUACAGGUUCUGGAUAUGGACACAAGACAAUGGCGUUUGUCGCUAUGUAGUGCAUACUGGUUUAUACUGAACCAUAUGGGCCUGCUUUGCUAUGCAUGGUUUGGUGUUAUCUUCACGACUGAUGUUGAAGAAGUGAUGUAUGUUGUCAAGGAGUUGUGGCAUGGCCGAAGUGCUAGAGAUCAAUCUCAGAAAGAUGUUGGUCGUAAAAUGUGGAGAUCUGUUAAUGAGUUGAUGCUUGUAAGGUGGGACAAAUCAAGACCAGCUACGGUCAAUAAUCUGAUACCUUUGAAAUUUACUGAGGCAGGGGCACAUGAAUCAACGAUGAUUGACCGCAUAAGGGAAGAAGAACCUGAAUUCUACACAAUGGUUACCAAUGUUCUGAAGCGGGCAGAAGAGGAAUUUGCUUUACGAUGAUACACAUCUACUGUCAUGGAUACACUCUAUAUUAACCGCUGCUGACCUUUCUGGAUGCAAUGAAGUGUUGUGUGCAAGUAUUUGUUUAUCACAAAAAUAUGCUACUGUGCCUUUUCCUACCCAGUUGAGGCAUAUAUUGUCAAAUUAAGGUGAGAAAAGUCAGAAGUGGUGCUUCAGAGUUUUUGCAUGAAGGUAUCAUUCAGGUUGUAGUUAAGCAUGUUUACCAUGCGGUGUGAAAGUUUAGAGGGUGAUAGCUGUUUAUUAAUUUCAUGAAUUUUGUCGGUGUAGGAUGCUUUAUUGACAUCAACGAAAUGUGGAACCAAUCAUUCUAGCAGAUGAGAAUCCAGGAUGUUUUUUCUUCUUUGAGGAAAAAGAAGUCAACAUUUAAGACAUAUCUAUCUGAUUAUGACCUCUCUUUUUUCUUGUGUCAUUAUAAAUUUUCUGAUACUUGGGUAUUCAUAUUAACAAAUAUGCAUAAAAUGAUCACUCUUGCCUGAAAUGAUCGACAUUCUCCCAAAUAAAUAAACUCACUGUUUGUUGUUA
Phoenix dactylifera (date palm) is the source of this 2192-nucleotide messenger RNA. Its product is annotated as NAD(P)-binding Rossmann-fold superfamily protein. Gene Ontology annotation, cellular component: plastid. NCBI's taxonomy places the organism in Eukaryota, Viridiplantae, Streptophyta, Magnoliopsida, Arecales, Arecaceae. Gene Ontology annotation, molecular function: tRNA threonylcarbamoyladenosine dehydratase activity; ubiquitin-like modifier activating enzyme activity. Gene Ontology annotation, biological process: cyclic threonylcarbamoyladenosine biosynthetic process. The record is from RefSeq and is a predicted model, not a curated record.